Nerophis lumbriciformis (worm pipefish) is the source of this 1605-nucleotide messenger RNA. NCBI's taxonomy places the organism in Eukaryota, Metazoa, Chordata, Actinopteri, Syngnathiformes, Syngnathidae. The record is from RefSeq and is a predicted model, not a curated record.
AUGAUCAAACGAAGUCCCAAUCCCAAAGGAAUGAAUCGCAUGAAAGAGAAUCUUUUAUUUAUCCUACUUGCUGGAGUCAUGGCUCUACCGGGUUGCCAGGUCAAAACCAAGCCACUCAACAUUGUCUUUAUUUAUUGCGACCAAAUGAAUCCCAGGGCCAUGGGAUGGACGGGCCAAAUGGAGGUAAAAACUCCGCACCUGGAUGAUUUUUCGCAGAUGAGCUAUUGUUUUACCAACGCUUAUUGUCCCAGUCCGGUUUGUGCUCCGGCCAGGCAUUCCCUUUACACCGGAGUAUAUCCUUCCCGUCACUGGGUACUGAAGAACGACAUGAAGAUGAAUGAGGAAUACACCACCAUUAUGGCCAUGAUGAAUGAUCAAGGAUAUACCACCGCCAACAUCGGUAAAAUGCAUAAUGCACCGUACCACCACCGCCGCGAUUUUCAAUAUGUUUUAAACAACGAAUUCUUUGUGGGAGCUGCCGGUAUUUCCCACUACGAUGCCUAUCUACGCUCAGAGUUUACAAAGAGAGGAAUCGACGACUACAAGCCCUACGGACACGUGCCUGAAGACAAGGUUUGGCUUCAGAUAAAGGAAGGUAUUGCCGCCGUAAAUCCGCUGCCGGAAGAACUGACUCCCGAAUCCUGGAUGACUCGUGAGGCGCUUAAUUUCAUGGAUGACCAAAAGGCCAACCGAUCCGACAAUCCCUUCUUCCUGCACUUGUCCUACUUCCCACCCCAUCAUCCGUAUAUGCCUAUCAAAAAGUAUGCGGACAUGUACCUUAAAAAUUGGGAUGAGCUGGAGCUUCCGCCCAAUUACGAUCAUGAAAGACUGCAACGAUGGUGCAAAGCCAGCUCGAUGCGGCCCGACUCCCUUUCCGUGGACGAUGUGAAAUAUAUUCGGUCACACUAUUUUGGGUUUAUGAGCCAGCUGGAUGCUGCUUUGGGAGAUCUAAUCGCCGGGAUGAGGGAACGAGACAUGCUCGACAAUACCAUCAUCGUUUUCACUGCCGACCAUGGAGACAACCUGGGCGAGCAUGGGCAAUUCUAUAAAGGCACUAUGCAUGAAGGCUCUGCGAGAGUGCCAUUGAUGGUAUACUGGCCUGGUCAUGAGCUUUCUGACAGGAAGAUCAUAGACGAUAAUGUAUCCCAAAUGGAUCUGGUUCCGACCCUUCUCAGUGCCGCUGAUAUUAAACCACCGGAUUACUUUGCCGGAAAAAAUAUGCUACCACUAAUGAGGGGUGAAGAAUCCUGGGAAGACCAUUCGGUAUAUGCUGAAUACUAUUCACAGAAUAGGGAACCAAGCCAGCUAAUGUUGCGCAAGGGGGACUAUAAGUUCAUAUACGACUCUGAUACCGAAAGUGGGGCCUGGGAGACCUAUUUCUAUAAUAUUAAGGAAGAUCCAUGGGAAAUGAAUGAUGUAACGAAUGAUUCGGAGAAUGCCGAUAUACUGCUGGAUUAUCAAGAUGAACUGAUGAAUAACUACUGGGUCAGCAUGCAAGGACACGCUCCACCUGAAAUGCCGGAAAUUGUAUCCAGGGUAACCUAUGAUAUUAACUGGCCUGCUAAUCCCUGGAAACCAGUUAAAAUCAAAAAACAAGAAAAAUAA